AUGAGUCGUAGAGAGGGAUAUUGUCCAUGCCAUAGAAAUCAUUCCAGGGAGUAAAACCCCAAAGGGAAGGAUCUAUAGGAUGGCUCCGGCCGAGUUGGAUGAACUUCGGCGACAACUGAAAGAGCUGACAGAGAAGGGAUGGAUCCGGCCGAGUACUUCCCCCUUCGGAUCGCUAGUACUAUUUGUGCCAAAGAAGGGGGGUACAUUGAGGAUGUGCAUUGAUUAUAGAGGCCUCAAUGCCAUCACAGUGAAGAACGCAGAGCCUCUACCUCGCAUAGACGACCUAUUGGAUAGGGUGCAGGGAUGCAAGUACUAUAGCAAGAUAAAUUUAAAAUUCGGCUACCAUCAGAUCGCAAUAAGACCUGAGGAUCAACACAAGACUGCAUUUCAGACCAGAUAUGGUCUUUAUGAGUUUGUUGUAAUGCCUUUUGGCCUUUGUAACGCGCCGGGUACAUUCCAGCACGCUAUGAAUAGGAUCUUUCAUGACCACUUAGAUAAGUUUGUCGUUGUCUACUUGGACGACAUUCUUAUCUUUAGUAAGUCUGUCGAAGAGCAUGCAAAGCAUAUUGAGACUGGAUUUUCACUCUUGCGACAGCACAAGUAUAAGGUCAACUUAGAGAAAUGUGAGUUCGGACGCACUAAGAUCUUAUACUUGGGUCAUGAAGUAUCCGCGGAAGGGAUUAGGCCGGAAGAUGCGAAGGUGGCUAGUAUAAGGGACUGGCCACGACCUCAGACAGUUACUGAGGUCAGAUCUUUCUUAGGAAUGUGCGGCAAUUAUAGGAACUUUGUGAAAAAUUAUUCCACAGUCGCCUCUCCUUUGACAGAUCUAACUGGACUUGACACGCCGUGGGACUGGAGUGAUGAGUGCGAGGCUGCUUUCAAACGAUUAAAGCAUGCACUCAUGAAUCAUGAGGUUCUCAUGGUGCCCGAUCCUCAGAAGCCUUUCAUUGUAACCACUGACGCAAGCCAAUACGGCAUUGGCGCAGUGCUGGCUCAACAGGAUGGGAAGAAGUUGAGACCGAUUGAGUACAUGAGCAAGAAAAUGCCAUCAAAGAAACUGGCAAAGUCCACCUACGAAAGGGAACUCUAUGCUCUUUACAAAGCMCUUGUYCAUUGGAGGCAYUUCCUGUUGGGACGGUUUUUCUACUUGAGAACUGACCAUCAGACCCUCAAAUGGAUCAAGACUCRACCGGCUCUCUCUGAUGCACUCAAGYGAUGGAUUGAGGUCAUAGAYCAGUAYGACUUCAAGCUARAGUAUMUGAAGGGAGAGUACAACAAGGUUGYAGAUGCGCUGUCCCGUAGAGCAGACUACCUAGGGGCGCUAGUUUCUGAGUUUGGUGUAUCUCAGGAAGUAACUCAAUCGUUGGUGGGAGCCUAUCAGGAAGAYCCUGUCAUGAUGGACAUCAUYYGCAAACUUCARGCAAAAGACAAGGCCACAGAGAAUGAGUUUGUGAUGGUGGAUGGGUUACUCUUUCUUGAUAAGGCCGGGUGUAAAAGGCCAAAGUGUUUCAUGGACUUCAUGGAUACCCUGGUGACCAGUAGGAGUGGCAAGAGGCACAUCUUCGUCAUCAUCGAUCGAUUCACCAAAUACGCUAGACUAAUUGCCAUGCCAGAGACAGCAAGGACUGACCACGUCAUCAAGUUGUUUAUGGAUAACUGGGUGCGUGACUUUGGACUACCAAAGUCAAUCGUUAGUGACAGAGAUGUCCGAUUCACAAGUGAGCUGUGGAAGAAGACUGCUGAGCACAUGGGCAGUCAACUUCAAAUGACUUCAGGGAAUCAUCCCGAAGCCAAUGGACAAGCCGAACAAAUGAACCGAGUUGUACAACACUUGCUGAGGCAUUACAUCAAGCCCAGCCAGGAUGACUGGGAUGAGAAGUUGCCUCUCAUCGCCAGCCUGUACAACAACGCUGUACACAGCAGUACCGACGCYAGUCCUAAUCAGCUGCACUUGGGAUGGAAGCCUAGAUCAGCUCUAGACUUCCUCCUACCUGAAAACCGAUCCUCUGCAACUCCGGGUACACUUGAGUAUGGUGUGCAAUAUGAGAAGUUGUUGCAGCAAGCUGUCGAGCACAUCAGGAAAUCUCAGCAAGCAAUGAUUGCUUCUGAGAACAAACACCGUUGGCAGUCCUCAUUUCAGGUAGGGGAACGUGUCUGGGUCAAGGCUAGUGAGCUAGGACAGGAAUUUGGAAUCUCUCGCAAACUAAUGCCUCAGUAUUUUGGUCCAUGGGAAGUCCUGGAUAUAGUUGGGGAUGAGAUGGAUGGUCCUACCUACGUUAUCUGUAUCCCUGGUCAUCUGCGCACUCACCCUGCCUUUCAUGCCUCAAAGCUUGCACCUUUCGCUGAGACAGAUCAAUUCCCUUCAAGGAGAUCAAUGUUGCCCCCAACCAUGGAUGGUCAAGUGGACAUUGACGACAUYGUGGAUCACAGAGAUCUGCCUGUUCCAAAGCCACUGGGUAGAGGAAGACCUCCAAAACCCAAGCGGGAGUAUCGCGUCCGAUUCAGGCAUCAUAUGGAUCCGAAGGAAGAUCGGUGGUUCACCAGAGAGGAACUGAUUGACACAGCUACUCAAGUGGUGGCAGAUUAUGAGAGAAUGUUAAAAGGGAAGGCACCUGCGAAGUAAGCAUCUCAGCGGACUUUCGAAGCUAACGGGGAUGGAAUGUGAGGAUUGAACCCUCAAGAAGGGGCCUUGCCAUGAUGUACAUGUUCUGGGCUAAGGCCCCAACAAGC
Chara braunii is the source of this 2730-nucleotide messenger RNA. Lineage: Eukaryota; Viridiplantae; Streptophyta; Charophyceae; Charales; Characeae. The record is from the annotation of a GenBank genome assembly.